Messenger RNA from Diospyros lotus (date-plum), 5067 nucleotides. Its product is annotated as putative ABC transporter C family member 15. The record is from RefSeq and is a predicted model, not a curated record. The transcript is spliced from 12 exons. Gene Ontology annotation, cellular component: plant-type vacuole; vacuolar membrane. Gene Ontology annotation, biological process: transmembrane transport. NCBI's taxonomy places the organism in Eukaryota, Viridiplantae, Streptophyta, Magnoliopsida, Ericales, Ebenaceae. Bases 234 to 4766 code for a protein of 1510 amino acids. Gene Ontology annotation, molecular function: ATP hydrolysis activity; ABC-type transporter activity; ATP binding.
UCACUUCAUCUGCUUGAUCAAGACAUUCAAAUAAGAUGAAAUAUGAAAUCAAAAGCAAGAGAGAAUCAACAUCAUCGUCAUCGUCAUCAUCAUCAUCAUCAUCAAGAACAAGUUCAAUCUCCAGUUUCCAACAUUUCAAGGGACAUGCAAAAGGUUCUUAGGUCCCAGGUUGAAAUAAUACUUUUGGAAGCACAGGUUGGAAUUACCAUGGAGAUUUAGCUGGAGAGCGAAGAAUGCUUUGGGAAGCAAUGUUGAACUCCAGCUUGGUAACAGGUCUCAAGACACUCCAGUACUGGUCCAGAUGGCAGCAGCUAAACUCACCCUGCUUAUGGGAUGAAGCCACGAGCAUUCUGCAAAUAGUGUUCCUUGGAAUCUUGUUACUCCAUUUCAUAUGGAAAGCUGUGGACUUGUUAUGCAAACGCAGAAAAGAGGUAGUGGCUGUGGCAAAACACCCCAGUGACGUAAAAUAUGGGCUGUCUUACAAAGUCAGCAUUGCUUGCUCUGUCCUAGAAAUGGGAACUCAUCUCACAGUGCUGCUACAGCAGCAAAAACAAAGUUGGCCACAGUGCAAAUUUACAGUUCCCAUUCUUUCGCCAGAGAUCAGGCAAAUAAUAAUAUGGGCGAUUACAUUGCUCACACUCUUCCAGAUUCAUAGCAGUAAGCACAUCAAGUUCCCAUGGGUUCUAAGGACCUGGUGGGCAUGCAGCUUCUUGUUCUCAUGUGGUCAUGCAACCCUUGAUGUUUAUUUUACGAUUACGAAUCAUGAUAAAAUCAGAUUAAACACUUUCCUGGACUUUGUUGAUCUUCUUGCAUCCACCUGCCUAUUGGGCAUUUCAGUUCGAGGCAAGGCGGGCACUGUCUUCAACAUUACAAAUGGCAUCACUGAUCCACUUCUGAAUGUAAAAAAAACUGAAAAGCCUUCAGAAAGCAAAAAGAACUGUCUUUAUGGGAAAGCUACUGUAUUCCAACUCAUCUCCUUCUCGUGGCUGAAUCCAUUGUUUGCUAUUGGCAUCAAGAAACCCCUCGAUCAAGAUGAAGUACCCGAUGUUGACACCAAGGACUCUGCUGCAUUCCUAUCCCAUUUCUUGGAUGAAUGCCUAAAGCAUAUCGAGGAGAAGGAUAGAACUAGAAGGCCGUCUAUCUACAAGGCAAUGGUUUUGUUUAUCAGGAAGAAAGCGGCAAUUAAUGCAUCUUUUGCAGUAGUAAGUGCAGGAGCAUCAUACGUUGGUCCAUACCUUAUUGAUGGCUUUGUAAACUUUCUUAAUGAGAAGAAAUCUGAAAACUUCUGGAGUGGCUACCUCAUUGCGCUGGGUUUUCUGGGAGCCAAAAUGGUUGAGACGACGGCCCAGAGACAAUGGAUAUUUGGGGCUCGCCAGCUAGGCCUUCGGCUGAGGGCUGCUCUGACAUCUCACAUAUACCGGAAGGGGCUGCUGUUAUCAAGUCAAUCCCGCCAAAGCCGCACUAGUGGAGAGAUAAUCAACUACAUGAGUGUGGAUGUCCAAAGAAUUUCAGACUUCAUGUGGUACUUGAACACAAUCUGGCAGCUGCCUGUACAAAUUUCCUUAGCCGUACUGGUUUUGCACACGCAUCUAGGACUAGGGUCGGUGGUGGCACUAGGCGCUACAUUGGCAGUGAUGGCUUGCAACAUACCAAUGACAAGGCUUCAGAAAAGAUAUCAGUCUGAGAUCAUGAAAGCAAAGGAUGAGAGGAUGAAAGGCACUUCAGAAGUUCUCAGAAACCUUAGGAUUCUCAAACUUCAAGCAUGGGAUAGUCGAUAUCUUCACAAGCUAGAGAACUUGAGGAGAAUAGAAUAUGAUUGGAUAUGGAAGUCACUAAGGUUGUCAGCGGUUUCAAGCUUUAUCUUUUGGGGAUCGCCGACAUUUAUCUCUGUGGUGACUUUUGGAGCAUGUGCUUUGAUGGGAAUUCCACUUACAGCGGGAAGAGUCCUGUCUGCACUGGCAACAUUUCGUAUGCUCCAAGACCCCAUAUUCAGUUUACCAGAAUUACUAUCCACAAUUGCACAAAGCAAAGUCUCUGCGGAUAGAGUCGCUUCCUACCUCCAAUUAGAAGAUGAAAUCAAGUUGGAAGACAUCGAAUUUGUCACCAAAGAUGAAACAGAAUUUGAAGUUGAGAUCAAGGAUGGAACUUUCAGUUGGGGUAGGGAUGCUGGACCAAGUCGUCCAACUAUUGAUGGAAUACAGCUACAAGUUAAGCGGGGGAUGAAGGUGGCCAUUUGUGGGGCUGUGGGAUCAGGCAAGUCUAGUUUGCUUUCAUGCAUAUUAGGAGAGAUGACAAAACUGUCAGGGACAGUCAAAAUUAGUGGAACUAAGGCUUAUGUUCCGCAGUCCCCUUGGAUACUAUCAGGGACUGUCAGAGACAAUAUUCUCUUCAGGAAUCAUUUUGAUUGUGCCAAGUAUGAGAGAACCGUAAAAGCAUGCGCUUUGAUGAAAGAUUUCGAGCUCUUCCCAGCUGGUGAUGCAACAGAGAUUGGAGAAAGAGGCAUCAAUAUGAGUGGAGGCCAGAAGCAAAGGAUACAGAUUGCUCGUGCAGUGUAUCACGAUGCGGAUAUAUAUCUGCUCGAUGACCCCUUCAGUGCCGUGGAUGCCCAUACGGGAACACAGCUCUUCGAGGACUGCCUGAUGGGGGUUCUUAAAGAUAAGACCGUGCUCUACGUCACGCACCAAGUCGAGUUUCUUCCAGCAGCUGACCUUAUUCUGGUGAUGAAAAAUGGACGAAUUGCACAAAGUGGGACAUUUGAAGAAGUCUUGAAACAGAAACAGAAUAUUGGAUUUGAAGUUCUGGUUGGGGCCCAUAGCCGAGCAUUGGAAUGUGUUCUAAGAGCUGGAAGUUCAAACAGAACAUCUCGGACUGAAGUAGCUGAGGAUAAUUCCAGCAAAGACAUCACACCAAAGCACGGCCCAGGGCACAACUCCUCCUGCAUAGAGAGAAAGAAAGUGGAAGCCAGAUUGGUGCAGGAUGAAGAGAGAGAAAAAGGAAGCAUUGGGAGACAAGUUUAUUGGUCUUACCUAACCACUGUGAAGCGUGGCGCCUUAGUUCCAAUCAUCAUUCUAGCUCAGUCGAUGUUCCAAGGACUACAGAUUGGCAGUAAUUACUGGAUGGCAUGGGCUUGUCCUGCAGGCGGCACAGAACCAAUAGCCGGCAUAAAUUUUGUACUCCUAGUUUACACACUCGUUGCUGUUGGAGGUUCAGCUUGUGUGUUUAUUCGAGCCCUGCUAGUGGCAGUGGCCGGAAUUUUGACAUCACAGAAGCUCUUCACUAACAUGCUUCAUAGUAUCUUCCGUGCUCCUAUGGCUUUCUUCGACUCGACCCCAACUGGGAGAAUAUUAAACCGGGCAUCUACAGAUCAAAGUGUACUCGACUUGGAGAUGCCAAACCGACUAGGUUGGUGUGCUUUCUCUGUAAUUCAGCUUCUGGGGACUAUUGCUGUCAUGUCACAGGUAGCAUGGCAAGUAUUCGUCAUCUUCAUUCCCGUAACAGCAAUCUGCAUUUGGUACCAGCGAUAUUACACCCCAACUGCAAGAGAACUGGCCCGAUUAGCAGGAAUACAACUAGCUCCGAUUCUCCAACACUUCGGAGAAUCAAUCUCAGGAGCGGCAACAAUCCGUGCUUUUGAGCAAAAAGACCGCUUCAUCGACACAAAUCUCAGCCUCAUUGACAGACACUCGAGGUCAUGGUUCCAUAAUGUGUCAACAAUGGAAUGGCUUUCCUUCAGACUGAACCAGUUAUCUAACUUCGUUUUCGCCUUCUCCCUUGUUGUGCUCGUGACUCUUCCAGAAGGAAUGAUCAAUCCAAGUAUUGCAGGGUUGGCAGUAACAUAUGGUAUUAACCUUAAUGUUCUUCAAGCUACGGUUAUAUGGUGCAUAUGCAACGCAGAAAAUAAGAUGAUAUCAGUCGAAAGAAUUCUACAAUACUCGAACAUCACCAGUGAAGCACCCCUGGUGAUUGAAGAUUGCAGACCGCCAAACGACUGGCCACAGAUUGGAACGAUUCGUUUCAUAAACUUGGAAAUUCGUUACGCAGAGCAUCUCCCAUCCGUAUUGAAACACAUUACUUGCACAUUUCCGGGAAAAAAAAAAGUUGGUAUUGUAGGGAGAACUGGGAGUGGGAAAUCUACACUCAUACAGGGCAUUUUUCGAAUCGUUGAACCAAGAGAGGGAAGCGUUAUAAUUGAUGACAUAGAUGUUUCCAAGAUAGGCCUCCAUGAUCUGAGAUCAAGGCUAAGCAUCAUACCACAAGACCCAACAAUGUUUGAGGGUACAGUCAGAGGAAACCUCGACCCGCUAGAGCAAUACUCUGACAAUGACAUAUGGCAGGUUCUCGAUAAAUGUCAGCUAGGCGCUGUGGUGCAUGCAAAUGAAGAGAAGCUAGAUUCCAAAGUGGUUGAAAAUGGAGAAAACUGGAGUGUGGGCCAAAGGCAGUUGAUCUGCCUGGGAAGAGCUUUGCUGAAGAAAAGCAACAUUCUUGUUCUGGAUGAAGCGACAGCAUCGGUUGAUUCAGCGACUGAUGGAGUGAUACAGAAGAUUAUCCGUCAUGAGUUUGGAGAUCGAACAAUUGUCACAAUAGCUCACAGAAUUCACACAGUUAUAGACAGUGACCUUGUGUUGGUCCUUGAUGAAGGAAGAAUAGCAGAGUUUGAUACGCCGACAAAGCUACUAGAAAGAGGGGAAUCCUUCUUCUCAAGAUUGAUAAAGGAGUAUUCCAUGCGAUCACAGAAUUUCAACAGCUUAGCAAAGUUGCAUAACUGAAUCUGAUCAGGAGAAAUUUUUAUUGGUGAAAGGUGAGAGUGUUUCCAUGAUACAUAACUGUUUGAAUUAUCUCCAUCCACCACACAGGAGAUGGAGCAGCCAUUGCCCAUUGGCUGUGUAAUUGUAGAAUAGGAUAUAUCAGCAUAUACCCAAAAUCAUUAUUCAUGCUCAUGCAUCGCCUCUAAAAACGGCUUCAUAAAACACGAAGGAAGAUACCCUUGAGUUCACUAAUCUAGGUGAAAUCUACUAUGUGUGAAUAACAUUUAGGUGACAUUUCAAGUGCAAAACACAUCCUUCUUUC